Oxyura jamaicensis (ruddy duck) is the source of this 1725-nucleotide messenger RNA. It is a transcript of the gene NUDT15, whose product is annotated as nudix hydrolase 15. The coding region runs from base 62 to 550 and encodes 162 amino acids. The record is from RefSeq and is a predicted model, not a curated record. Lineage: Eukaryota; Metazoa; Chordata; Aves; Anseriformes; Anatidae. Gene Ontology annotation, cellular component: cytosol. Gene Ontology annotation, biological process: dGTP catabolic process. The transcript has 3 exons. Gene Ontology annotation, molecular function: 8-oxo-7,8-dihydrodeoxyguanosine triphosphate pyrophosphatase activity.
GAGGAGGAGGAGGAGGAGGAGCAGCGGCACCUUCUUCUCAACCCCCCCCCCCGCCGCUCCCAUGGGCGACACGGCUCAACCCCCGCGGCCGGGCGUCGGCGUCGGGGUGGUGAUCACCAGCCCCGCGCACCCCAACUGCGUCCUGCUGGGCAAGAGGAAGGGCCGGAUAGGCGGCGGCAUGUACCAGCUGCCCGGCGGCCACCUCGAGUUCGGGGAGAGCCUGGCCGAGUGCGCCGCCCGCGAGGCGCGGGAGGAGGCGGCGCUGCGCCUGCGCAACGUGCGCUUCGCCUCCGCCGUCAACGCCGCCUGCCCGGCCGCCGGCUACCACUACGUCACGGUGCUCAUGAAGGGGGAGGCGGAGCCGGGGGCGGAGCCGCGCAACAGCGAGCCGGACAAGAAUGAGGGAUGGGAAUGGGUGAAGUGGGAUGAGUUCCCCCCCGCGGAGCAGCUGUUCUGGGCCCUGCGGUGCUUAAGGGAGCAGGGUUACAAUCCUUUCAGCGAAGAGCUGGAUCACCUGCAGGGGUACACGGGGAGUCACCAGCUGGCCUAGGGUGGAGCUGCUUCUUUUUACCACGCGAACAUGACCCAGGUGAAAAUACUACCCUUAAGAGAGCCAACAACUGCCCAGUGUUCCAGCCCGUCCAUCACUGUUGUCAUUCCUUGAAGGCUCCCUUGAGAGAGAGCAAUUCAACAAACGUUAUUAAUGAUUGUUUCCUUUUCUAUAAAAGUCAUAGGGUUUUAUCUGGUACGCCUUCACGUAGAUGGAUAGCCCUUCGGAAGUCACCAAAACCAUGCAGAGAAGCUUGGGAACGGUUACAGCAAAGUGCCUAAAUGAGACUGAUUUAAGCCACUGUCCUGCUUUCUGUGUAAAACUACGUGGUACAGCGUGCUGCUUUCCUCUAAAUAUAAAUCUUGGACCAAUUUCUAAACUUUGCCUUGUUUCCUAACUUCAGUUAACAUACUGUCAACAUCCAUACUGAAGAAAAGUCACAUUUUCCAGAGAAUACCUUGUUUUCCUGCAGACAGUUGAAAAGCACAGUAUUAUAAAUGUGAAAAGGUUGCCCUGGCUGCUAGGGAAUGAAGAUUCUCUGACCCUUCUUGCCACUGCCUGUCAUCACAGAGGUCUGCUGGCAACCUCAGUGAGAUGAGAAUUCAUCUGCAGAAGUGUUAAAGAUUUCUGCAGUUGAUGUUCACUUCUGAUCAUAGCACUUAACACCUUACUGGAGAGGUGCCUACAGUGUUCUACCAGGCUGAGGUAACUGACAUUGUGAAAACUAACCUCAUUUAUAGCUGUAACUACAUCAGACAAUUGCAAUUUGCUGAAGAGGGUUGGCACUUUUACACAGCAUGGUCAGGUGUCAUUCUUUAUGGCUACUGGGGUUUGAUAGAAUUCUUAAUUUUCAGUAUGAUGUGAACAGAUGAUUAAAUUGGUAGAGAAUGAAGGAACAUACAUGCAUACACACACAAAACCGAUGAAUUUAAAUGUUAUUUUUCUACAAUCUAACAGAAUUUGAUUGUUUUCUGUCUGGUCAUUAGGAUUUCAGCCAUUAAUUUUAGGAGAAGGAUGGACUACAAAUAAAAAAAAUAUCAGAAUUGCUUUGUUCUUUUUCUCUUUAGGGUUCCCUUAGAACACAUCUUAGUUUCCUUUAGAUAUAUUCAUUGUAAAAAUGAUCCAAGACGCAUUUACUUUCUUUUAAAUAAACACAAUAUUGGAAGAUGAAAAUU